This is a messenger RNA of Sphenostylis stenocarpa, 993 nucleotides long. The record is from the annotation of a GenBank genome assembly. Lineage: Eukaryota; Viridiplantae; Streptophyta; Magnoliopsida; Fabales; Fabaceae.
AUGAGUUAUUUUUCUGAUGUGACCAACAUUUGCUGGUUUUUGGAGGCAGAGUUUGCGAGGGAAGUGGUGAGGUUGCACACAGUGGUGGGAAAUGCUGUCACAGAAGGGCGUCACAUUGUAGUUGGAACAGGUUCUUCUCAGCUAUUUCUGGCUGCUCUCUAUGCUCUCUCCCCAACUGAUGCACCUGAACCAAUCAGUGUUGUCUGUGCCUCCCCCUACUACUCAUCGUACCCAUCAAUGACGAAUCACUUGAAAUCAGGACUUUACCAAUGGGGUGGUGAUGCUGAAAGUUUUGAGAAAGAGGGUCCCUACAUUGAGCUGGUUACUUCACCAAAUAAUCCUGAUGGACAUGUAAGAAGAUCUAAGGUCAACAGAAGCCAGGGAGUUUUGGUCCAUGAUCUUGCCUAUUACUGGCCCCAGUACACUCCAAUAUCAGGACCUGCAGAUCAUGAUCUUUCCCUUUUCACUGUCUCAAAAAGCACUGGCCAUGCUGGAAUGCGCAUAGGGUGGGCUCUUGUGAAAGACAAAGAGGUAGCAAAGAAAAUGACAAAAUUCAUAGAGCUGAAUACAAUUGGAGUGUCUAAGGAUUCACAACUCAGGGCUGCUAAGGUUAUUAGGGCAGUUUCUGACAGCUGGGAACAAGGAAACUCCCAAGAGGGGGAGUCAUUCUUCAAGUUCAGCCACAAACAAAUGGCCAACAGGUGGAAGCAACUGAGACUAAUUGUGGAGCGUAGCGGCUUGUUUAGUUUGCCCAAAUUUUCCCCAGCAUUCUGCACUUUUUUCAAACAGGUCUUGGAGCCUCAACCAGCUUUUGUGUGGCUAAAGUGUGAGGGAAACGUGGAAGACUGCGAAAGCUUCCUUCGAGCACAAAACAUCUUAACUAGAAGUGGAAAACACUUUGGGGUUAGCCCAAAAUACGUAAGAAUUAGCAUGUUGGAUACUGACGAAAAUUUUAGUCACUUUCUAGAGAGACUUUCUGCAUUACAUUCGUGA